Molecule: messenger RNA, 408 nt
Organism: Pochonia chlamydosporia 170
Lineage: Eukaryota; Fungi; Ascomycota; Sordariomycetes; Hypocreales; Clavicipitaceae
Product: histone H2A
Exons: 3
Coding region: 1-408 (135 amino acids)
Cellular component (GO): nucleosome
Molecular function (GO): protein heterodimerization activity; DNA binding; structural constituent of chromatin
Source: RefSeq, a predicted model, not a curated record
AUGACUGGCGGCGGCAAAUCUGGCGGCAAAGCCUCUGGCUCCAAGAACGCGCAAUCGCGUUCCUCUAAGGCCGGUUUGGCAUUCCCUGUUGGUCGUGUUCACCGUCUUCUUCGAAAGGGUAACUACGCUCAGCGUGUUGGUGCUGGUGCUCCCGUCUAUCUGGCUGCCGUCCUCGAAUAUCUCGCUGCCGAAAUUCUUGAGCUGGCCGGUAACGCUGCCCGCGACAACAAGAAGACCCGUAUCAUUCCUCGUCACUUGCAGUUGGCUAUCCGAAACGAUGAGGAGUUGAAUAAGCUGUUGGGUCAUGUUACCAUUGCCCAGGGUGGUGUUCUGCCCAAUAUCCACCAGAACCUCUUGCCGAAGAAGACUGGCAGCAAGAGUGGCAAGAACGCGAGCCAGGAGCUGUAA